AUGGAAACUUUUCAUUCUUUCUUUCUCGAAACUACUUCUUUCAGACGGCACUUUUUUUUUGAUUUCUCAUUUCCAUUUUUCUUUUCCAUUUCUCUUUUAUUUCCCCACUCACUUUUUUUGAUUUUCUUUGCAAAUUAUUCUUUUUCCAUUUCUCUUUUCUUUUCUCUCGCAUUUUCAUCAUUUUUUUUCAUUUUUUACAUUUACUCUAUUUUUCAUUUUUUCUUUUUUAUUUACUUUUCUUUUUUUGAUACAAUCAUUUAUUCUCUUUUUCAUUUCUCUUUUAUUUUCAUUUUCCAUUUUCAUUUUUUUCUUUUAAAUACAUCUUCCAUUUUUAAUUUUUUUGAAGCUUUCUUUAUAUGUUUCUUUCUUUCUUUUCCUUUUCUUUUCUUUCUUUCGUUGAAUACCAUUUUUCUUUCUUUCAAUUUUUUCUCUUUUUCCAUUUCUCUUUUUUUUUUUUCUCUCAUUUUCCAUUUUUUUUUCAUUUUGUCUUUUCAUUUCCAUAUUUUUCUUUUUUUUUGUUUCUUUCUUUCUCUCUUUCUUUCUUUCUUUCCAAUUUCCUUCUUUCUUUCGUAA
Messenger RNA from Acanthosepion pharaonis, 573 nucleotides. The record is from the annotation of a GenBank genome assembly. NCBI's taxonomy places the organism in Eukaryota, Metazoa, Mollusca, Cephalopoda, Sepiida, Sepiidae.